Molecule: messenger RNA, 934 nt
Organism: Musca vetustissima
Lineage: Eukaryota; Metazoa; Arthropoda; Insecta; Diptera; Muscidae
Gene: Nubp1
Product: cytosolic Fe-S cluster assembly factor Nubp1 homolog
Exons: 1
Coding region: 5-934 (309 amino acids)
Biological process (GO): iron-sulfur cluster assembly
Cellular component (GO): cytosol
Molecular function (GO): ATP-dependent FeS chaperone activity; 4 iron, 4 sulfur cluster binding; ATP binding
Source: RefSeq, a predicted model, not a curated record
CAAAAUGAUGCCCGAACCGGAAAAUUGUCCUGGCGUCCAAAGUGCCAAUGCUGGACUGGGCAGUGCCUGUCAAGGAUGCCCAAAUCAACAAAUAUGCAGCGAUCCGAAUAAAAAACUUGAAGAUCCUGGAAAAGCAUUGGUUACCGCAGCUAUGAAAGAUGUGCGUAAUAAAUUGCUUGUGCUGUCGGGAAAAGGUGGCGUGGGCAAGAGUACGGUUACCAUGUUAUUGUCGCGCUAUUUGGCUCGCAGUUUUAAUGAGAAAAAUUUCGGUGUUUUGGAUAUUGAUAUAUGCGGCCCGUCACAGCCACGUCUUAUGGGUGUGGAGGGUGAAAAUGUACAUCAAUCUGGGUCGGGUUGGUCACCUGUUGGCGUUGAUGAUAACAUAUGUUUAAUGUCGAUUGGUUUCCUAUUGGGAUCACCUGACGAUGCAAUAAUAUGGCGUGGCCCAAAGAAAAACGGCAUGAUUCGACAAUUUUUAAGUGAAGUUGAUUGGGGUCAUCUUGAUCUACUGCUGCUCGACACACCACCUGGUACAUCGGAUGAACAUCUUUCAGUGGUCUCGUAUCUGCGUGAUGAAAACGCAUCGAAUUCAUUAAAGGCCAUAAUUGUUACAACACCACAGGAAGUCUCACUGUUGGAUGUACGAAAAGAGAUCAAUUUUUGUAAGAAACAAAAUAUCGAGAUUUUGGGUGUUAUUGAAAAUAUGAGCAUAUUCCGUUGUGGUCAUUGUGGUAAUACAUCGGAAAUUUUCCCCGCAAAAACUGGUGGUGCUCGUGCUAUGUGCGAAGAGAUGCAGGUACCAUUUUUGGGCGCAUUACCCUUGGAUCCGGAAUUGACUAAGGCCUGUGAUAAAGGUGAAGAUAUAACGGCGAUUAAUAAUGCCACAACACAAGCUUUAGAAGAAAUUUGUAAAAAUAUUUCAAAAAUUCUGUGA